Messenger RNA from Impatiens glandulifera, 1651 nucleotides. Its product is annotated as sufE-like protein 1, chloroplastic/mitochondrial. The record is from RefSeq and is a predicted model, not a curated record. NCBI's taxonomy places the organism in Eukaryota, Viridiplantae, Streptophyta, Magnoliopsida, Ericales, Balsaminaceae. The coding region runs from base 37 to 1242 and encodes 401 amino acids. The transcript is spliced from 2 exons.
UAGGGCAGGCAAUUUCAAGGACGUUCUGAGGUUGAGAUGAGGAUGAUGAAGUCGACGUCCAGAAAGGUCUCUCGUAUAUAUACAUGUAAUAUAGUCCUCCUCCCGAGUCAUUCAGUCAGUCAGAUCGGGAGAAGUAUGUCAAUUCCUUCUACUUUUCGCCUCUUCUCCUGCAAGUUCCUUCUGCACUCAAUUCUUCCCCCCAAAUCCCCAAUUCUCUCAUUUACAACAUCAUCAUCAUCAUCUUACGCCUCUAAAUUUCCCUCUCUCAGAUCCAUCUCAAUGGAAAGACUCUCACUAUCUCCUCCUUUUUCGUCCCCAACCCCCGACCUUCAACCACUGCAAGAAGAACAAGAACUGCCUCCAAAGCUGCAAGAAAUAGUUAGGCUCUUCCAAGCCGUACAAGAACCCAAAUCAAAGUACGAACAACUCUUAUUCUACGGUCGAAAUCUCGCCCCUCUUGAUGAUCAAUUUAAAACCAUAGAGAAUAAGGUUCAAGGCUGCGUUUCUCAGGUCUGGGUCAGGGCUUUUUUCGACUCACACAAAAAUGUAGUCUUUGAGGCCGAUUCUGAUUCGGUUCUCACUAAAGGGCUAGCCGCCCUUUUGGUGCAAGGUCUAUCCGGCCUGCCCGUGGAAGACAUUUUGCGGGUUUCGCCGGAUUUCGUUACGCUUUUAGGGCUGCAGCAGAGCUUGACUCCAUCUAGAAAUAAUGGGUUUUUGAAUAUGUUGAAGCUGAUGCAGAAGAAAGCUUUGCAGCUGUAUGCGCAAUCUGACAAAGAAGCUGAAGUGGGUGAUGAGAAUUUCGGUCAACAAAACUUGGUUGGGGAUGAUUCUUCUCAAUUUGAGUCCAAUAGUAGUGGAGGAGGAGGAGGGGAUGAAGAUAACAAUGGUGGAACUGGCUCCUCCUCCUCGGUGGUGGAAGAGAAUGAUAAAGAAGAAGGAGAUUCAGAAGAUUCGGGUGUGAAGCUUGGGAGCAGAGGGGAGAGAAUAAAGCAGAAAUUGAUGAAGGAAUUGAAACCAACUGAUUUAGGAAUCGAGGAUAUAUCGUAUCAGCAUGCGGGGCACGCGGGUGUUAGAGGGCAGGUUGGUGGGGAGACUCAUUUCAAUGUGAGGGUUGUGUCAAGUGAGUUUGAAGGGAAAAGUUUGGUUAAGAGGCACAGAAUGGUCUAUGCUCUGUUGCAAGAUGAAUUGCAGAAUGGCCUACAUGCCUUAUCCAUUGUGGCCAAGACACCAGAUGAGUCAUAAUAAUAAUUUACAACAAGAAUGAGAGCAAGGUUGAGUUAAUAAGGAUAGGAUGGGUAAAGUUCCUCAUUUGCAGCUAGGAGGGCCAUUGUUGAUGAAGGAGCUCUGUUUUGGAACUCUGCUUGGUAUAGUGUGUGCUGGUUUCUGGAAGAUGCAUCAUUUGGAAAGCAAAAGGAAAACAAAGACAUUCUACGAUAUGCUCGAUCGAGGUGAGAUCCGCAUCACAGCCACCGAAGAUGAAGAGUAGCUAGCCACUUCACUCCAUCAUUCAUUCAUUUCAUUCUUUUUUAAUCACCAAAUAAUUCAUUCAUGCCAGAAACUUCAUCAGGCAAUUUCAUUUUUAUGUAUCUAUAAUUGUUAUUAUUCAAUCUUCCAAAUAAUAAUAAUAAUAUAUAGUCUUUUGGUAUUUUAA